This is a messenger RNA of Coregonus sp. 'balchen', 2870 nucleotides long. The record is from the annotation of a GenBank genome assembly. NCBI's taxonomy places the organism in Eukaryota, Metazoa, Chordata, Actinopteri, Salmoniformes, Salmonidae.
GCAAACCGUACACUAGACCGUGCUGGACGCAUGACGCUCUUUUCUGAUCAAGCCAGUGAGGGUGAGGGGACUCCGUUGUCUUUGUGUCGAAUUCGAAACUUCAAUCCGACAAAAUGAUCAUCUACAAGGACAUCAUCACUGGUAUGGACAAAUAUCUCGUAUGCCCAUGAAAUGAUGUUGUCAUGCUAUCUAUAUUCAGAAUCAACUGGGUUGGUCUUUAAUGGCUCCCAGUGUUGUGAAAUCAAAGGCUAAGGCCUUGCACAGGGCCACACGUAACCUCAGCUGUGUAUGUUUUUACUAUAAACUGUUUUACCAUUACACACGCUGGGGCUUUUAAUAAAGAAAAAGGCAACGUUUGGUAAUGUAACCACAGGAGAAUGUUUACUUAUCGUGAUGGCUAUUAGCUAGGCCGCGCGCUUCCCAUUAUAAACAAAACAGGUGCAGCUAACGGCACAGGAGAAAUGUGGAUAUUAGCUUGUUAGUUACCCAACCUGCAGCUACUUGUGUUCCAUGCGCGGGCUGACAGAUUUGACAGCUGUCAAAAGGUGCUGUCAACUAACAGCAAACGUUAUCAAUCACUCAAUAGUUGAACUGUACAUUCGUUGAUUAUCCACCCACUAACCAUUUGCACACAUACUAUUAUCUUAAUGUUAUGCUUCUAAUCCAGUUAUAUUAGCUUUGUAAACCUAGCAGAUCUUGCUAGUACCACAGCAGUAGCUGUAGCAUGUCUGUCAGCCAUCUAACAAAUAGGAUUAGUGGGCAAGCUCAGCUAUGUUAGCCGGCGGCAGCAAGCCUUGGCCUGGGGAAAGUCUGUUGAAGGCCUGAGGCUACCUGACAACAAUGUAACCUUGUGACUGUGAACUAUUAUUGUGGUUUCUAUUAAUUCUGUUUUAUUGCAGGGGAUGAAAUGUUCUCGGACAUUUACAAGAUCAAAGAAUCACCAAAUGGGAUGUUAUUCGAAGUUGAGGGAAAGGUGCGUCUCCACUGCAGGUAUAAGCUCUCUGAGUUGUGGUGGUGAGAGGUGAGGUGUAUUAGGAUUUGGAGCCAGUUAUUGACUUGGGUAUCGUCUUAACUCAAUUCAUAGUUUUGCACUAUGCCUGAGUUUACAUAGACAAGUCCUAUCAGAUGGUCCUGAAGUAGAAUAAGGUGUUUGACAGUAAUGGGACCCAACCACUGAGUGACUCAGCACUCACUCUCCUUUCUCCUCCCACCCUGCCCCUUUGUAUCUUCCUCCGGUCUUUCCCUUCAGAUGGUUAGUAGAACAGAGAAUAUCGAUGACUCUCUGCUGGGGGCGAAUGCGUCGGCGGAGGUGCAGGAUGACGGCUGCGAGUCCAGCACGGUCAGUGGAGUGGACAUCGUCCUCAACCACAAACUGCAGGAGACAUCCUUCACCAAGGACUCAUACAAGGGCUACAUCAAGGACUACAUGAAGGCGUGAGUGUGUGUUAGUGACGGGUGUGUGCGCAUGCAUCCAGGCUAGCCCCAUCAGACGCCCUGUAUGCCCCUCAAAACUGUGAUUGUACUUAUGUAGAUGAAAAUGUCCCUAUUUGACAUUAAAUGCAUUUGUUGAAGGUGUGUGUGUGGGUGUGUGUGCAGGAUCAAGGCUAAGCUGGAGGAGAACAACCCACACAGAGUGAAGCCCUUCAUGGCUGGAGCUCAGGAGGAGAUCAAGAAGAUCAUGGGCAACAUGAAGAACUACCAGGUAACUAACUACUAGUUACAGCUAUACAUCUACUACUGCCUACAGCCCAUUCAGCUACACAUGCAUUCCUCACAUCACAUCAACUACUUGUGCACAGCCAAGCUGUGAUGAUUGGAGGUCCAGGCCUAUGAAACUAAACAGUUAUGAGCUUGCAAAAAAAAGAAGACCUAGAUUGGAGAAGAACCGUGUGGAUGUAGUUUCACUGACUUCAUUUCUCUUCACCCCCCUUACACUCGCUCUCUCUGUUCCCCCUCCCUCUGUAGUUUUUUACAGGGGAGUCCAUGAACCCAGAUGGUAUGGUUGGUCUGCUGGACUUCCGUGAGGACGGCAUCACUCCCUUCAUGACAUUCUUCAAAGACGGCCUUGAGAUCGAGAAAUGCGUGAGUCCCUUUAUCCCAGUCUACUCAUGUCUAAUAACAUACUAAUUAUAUGAUAUAACUUAGAACCAGUCUACUUGUGUUAUAACCACUGACCUUCCUCUCUCCUCUCUUUCACAGUAACACUAUGGACUAAGAACUUUGUUUCUAUUGGCUGCUCAGCUGCAUCUCACCUGACCCACGACCACCAACCAACCAGACGACUCCUCUGCAUUAUGUUUGGAUUGAAAGCAUUUCGUUACAAUUAUUGUAUUAUAUCUGAGUGGAAUGGAAGUAUUACUUUAAAGUAUUUUAUGAUGCCCAAACCAUGUCAUGUCUAUGGGGUUGACUGAAGGGGUAUUGUGACAGUAUUUUGCUGUUAAUUCUGUAAUUGAUCUUACUGAUUACUGUGUUAAACUCUGAGUAUUGCAGAGGUUCUGUUAACUGGUAUAUUCAGGAAAACACAAUCAGAACAUUCAGAUAGAAAUGUAUAUAUAGAGUAGAGCAGAUAUGCCUCUGUCAUGCAGAAUAAGGAAUUGUGUCAGCUCUAAUAUGUUACAUUUCUACCUGGGACAUUCUAUAUGUCACACACAGUUUGCUGGGAUAAUUUGUUUAUCUCUGCAAAGGCAAUUUUUCAGUCCAUUGAUUAGUUAUUAAUUCAUUGGUUAUUUAUUGUUGAUUGAUUAACUCUCAGGCUUCCAUUUGCUUGGUUUACAGUUACAUUAGAUGUGACACCCUUACUAAAAGUAUUGGGAUAGCUUAGGACUUCCUGAUUUGAGUUGUGAAAAAUAAAGCUGACACUGGGUAAAACA